This is a messenger RNA of Histoplasma capsulatum G186AR, 672 nucleotides long. RefSeq lists its product as uncharacterized. NCBI's taxonomy places the organism in Eukaryota, Fungi, Ascomycota, Eurotiomycetes, Onygenales, Ajellomycetaceae. The transcript has a single exon. The coding region runs from base 1 to 321 and encodes 106 amino acids. The record is from RefSeq and is a predicted model, not a curated record.
AUGUCGCUAGAGAAGAGAGUAGUUGUUACUAUGGGUUUUGGUGUUGUCUCAUUUUGUUGCUCGAAAGGCCAACCGCUCAUGAUAAAGACGGAGGGUAUGAAUGGACAAUCGACAAUGGUCAAUGUCAUCCUCCCAGACCACAAAAGGGAUAUCUUCAUCGCAUACGACAAAAAAAAGGACGAAGGAUUGAUUCCUUUUGACAAGAAAGGGUGGUUUUUAUGGGGAGGUAUUUGGAUCUUUCUUACGGGGAAAAAGAAGAAUAGAAAGGCGCCCGAGGAUGACGGUCUGGUUCUCUUUAUGGUGUUCACUUGUCAAACCUAGAACGCUGGUAUAUUUAUAUCUUGUUGCAAUACAAAAGGGCUUUGUUCGAGGGUUUAAAGGAAUAGAUGAUGUUUCCAGUACAAUAGGCAUGACCACGAGAGGGAUAGAUUAUAUAUUUAGCGCAUGGCCUUGCUCGAUUACUUCACAAAUUAGCGUCAGGAUAUCAAUGUAUCAUGAAGAUUUAUUAAUCGCUGUCGAAAACCUGUGCUGGACCUAACGUUGGGAGGUAGCAGCGAAUCUUUAUGAGUUAGUUGAAUACGCAGCUUCCGGAGUAUGAUGCCCCUUAAGUAACACCACAGCUCGGGAAGGCUAAUUGGUCUAAGUCGUUAAGAUCUGUGUGUAGGAUUAGGG